Messenger RNA from Yarrowia lipolytica CLIB122, 1449 nucleotides. RefSeq lists its product as uncharacterized. Gene Ontology annotation, molecular function: 3-deoxy-7-phosphoheptulonate synthase activity. Gene Ontology annotation, biological process: aromatic amino acid biosynthetic process. Lineage: Eukaryota; Fungi; Ascomycota; Dipodascomycetes; Dipodascales. The record is from RefSeq and is a predicted model, not a curated record.
AUGCCACCCAAAGUCGUUAUUACCGAUCCCACGCCCCUAAAGGCCUCCGAAGGCGCAAAGUCCGCCGCCAAGCUGCGAUCCAAGUCCAAGGAGGCUGCCCAGCUCCCCAAGCCCAACCUGGGCGACGCCUGGGCCCCCACUUCCUGGCAGUCCAAGCCCAUCACUCAGGACGUUGUCUACGACGACUACACCGGAGUGGAGGCCGCACUGGAGAAGCUGGAGUCCCUGCCUCCUCUGGUUUCGCCCUUUGAGAUUGAGAAGCUGCGAACCAAGCUCGCCCACGCUGCUAACGGCAAGGCCUUUGUUCUCCAGGGAGGAGACUGUGCCGAGCUGUUUGAUUACUGCACACAGGACCGAAUUGAGUCCAAGCUCAAAGUUCUGAUGCAAAUGUCGCUGGUACUGCUGUGGGGAACUGGACUUCCCGUGGUUCGAAUCGGCCGAAUUGCCGGCCAGUACGCCAAGCCCCGAUCCAAGCUCACCGAGGAGGUGGACGGCAAGACUAUCAACUCUUUCCGAGGAGACAACAUCAACGGCUUUGAUGUGUCGGACCGAAAGCCCGAUCCGGCCCGUCUGGUGUCCUCCUACUUCCACUCGGCAGCCACUCUCAACUACAUUCGAUGUGUGCUUGCGUCUGGCUUUGCCGAUCUGCGAAAGGUGGACUGGUCGCUGGAACACGUCCAGAACCCUGAGACCAAGGAACGAUACCAGAAGACUCUGGACGCCAUCACCGAGGGUCUGCAGUUCAUGCACACCAUUGGAGCCGACACUGCCCAAGAUAUGCAGACCAUUGACUUCUUCACUUCCCACGAGGCUCUACUUCUGGAGUACGAGCAGUCUCUGACCCGAGAGGCCAAUGGGCACCAUUACAACACCUCCGCACACUUCAUUUGGAUCGGAGAUCGAACCAGACAGCUCGACGGAGCCCACGUGGAGUUCUUCCGAGGAGUGCGAAACCCCAUUGGAAUCAAGGUCGGACCCACAAUGAAAGCCGACGAGCUGGUGCGACUACUGGACAUUGUGGACGCCAACCACGAGGACGGACGAGUCACCCUUAUCACUCGAUACGGUGCCUCCAAGGUGAAGGAGCUGCUUCCUGCCCAUAUCAAGGCUGUUCAGUCAUCUGGACAUAAGGUUGUAUGGAUGUCUGAUCCUUGCCACGGCAAUACCCAGACUUCUACCGUCACCAAGCUCAAGACCCGUCACGUGGACGACAUUGUUGAGGAGCUGCGACAGGCUUUGGAGAUCCACCGGGAGUGUGGUAGCAAGCUCAACGGCGCCCAUCUCGAGCUCACCGGAGACGCUGUAACCGAGUGCAUUGGAGGUUCUGCUGGUCUGUGCGACGAGGAUCUCGUUGUGAGAUACGACACUGUGUGCGACCCUCGACUGUCUUUGUCUCAGUCUCUGGAUGUGUCCUUCCUUAUUGCAGACAGCAUGAGAGCCCAGAAGUAG